Colletotrichum paranaense is the source of this 4203-nucleotide messenger RNA. RefSeq lists its product as uncharacterized. The transcript has 2 exons. Lineage: Eukaryota; Fungi; Ascomycota; Sordariomycetes; Glomerellales; Glomerellaceae. The record is from RefSeq and is a predicted model, not a curated record. Bases 1 to 4203 code for a protein of 1400 amino acids.
AUGGAUCUUGCGUGGUUGACUGAGGCUGGAGAAGUUUCCGCUUCCAUCUGGAGGUGGAUCUUCUCCAUCCUAAUCACCACGUACAGCCUCAUGUACGACUUCGUCGAACCCUUCACGGAAUCCGUGUGGAUGGGCGAGAUCGUAGGAGCUUCCGGUUCCUUUUGGGACUGGAUCUCCUAUCUCCUCACCACCGGUGACCAAGCUUUCCGCGCCUUCUUCAACAUGGAGUUGGCACCGUUUACCCCGCUCAAUUGCGCACUCGUUCUUGCUGUUCGUCUACUCUGUAUCGCCGCGACUAAACGCCUUGAGGUGUAUAGUCUGAGAUGGAAGGACGACGGCAAAGAUGAUCCCUUGUUUCUCCGCGUCGACGUGGAUGAUGUCUCGGGCGUCUACAAGAUCGAGCGAAAGCCCAGGAUUCCUGGUACCUGGCCAGAGGUGUCCUCUCCGACACCCCCCUCGCCACCGAAUCAGGCGGUGAGCGACCCCAAACCUGCUCCUCAGACCGAGAUAGAAGCCCUAAAGGCCAAGCAAGAGGAAGAGAAAUGCGAGAUGUGGGCGAUUUACAUUGCGGCAAUCGAGCAGAGAAAGGCAGAGAACUCUCGCCUGAAGGCACGUCUCGCCAAAGAGCGUCCCCGUCCCACAUUCGUCAUCGACAAGACCAAGAACCUACCCGAAGUGAUCCAAAAGAGACUUGGUGGCGUUGAAGGAUUCGUCCACCACCCCCAGCCGGUCAGCAAGCAAGACUUUAGCCUCCGUGAGUCUAUCGACGUUCGCCGCGAGAUUGUUUCUAGCAACCAAGCGUUGGCAGCCAGCAACCACGCUUUGGCAGCCAGCAACGAGUCUCUCGCCUCAAGCAACCAGGUGUUGGCUUCGAAGAUUGAAGCGUACGGCAAGGUUCAGCAGGACCUCGUCUCACAGCAAUUCAUGGCAAACUUCAACCUGAUCCAGACCUACCGCGGAAAGAGCACGAUGCGACCAGUUUCUGAGUUUUUCGAUGUCGACAAGAGCACCAGCCAAGCAAGCGUCCCAAGCCAGACGUCGAACGCCCAUGUUCAUGUUGCAGAUGUCGCCCAGACGCCGAGCAAGAUGAUUCAAGUCACAAAGUCAACACAGACUUCGGAUCGCACCCGUCUCUCGUUCUCGCCCAUUACUGUCUCACCUAUGUCGAUGGCUCCGGUCAUGCCCUCGCCGGCUAACUUCAAGACGGUCCAAUUCAUUGAGCCAACGCAGAACUUGAGUCCUGAGCCUUUGUCUUUAGCAUCGCUAGUCACCUCCUCAUCAACCCCACCGGUACCGACCUUGCGAGUCGAGCCGAAGAAGACCGACAGCGCCAAGGCCGAGCUUGACUUGACUGCUACGAAGGUGAAUGCUCCGCCUGCAAGCCCAAUGCCAUCGCCAAGUACUCUUGCUGCCUUGGAGAAGAUUAUUACCCUUCCCGACUCUCCGGUAUUCUCGCACAGUACCCUUGGCGAGAAGGACUCCUCAGUUCAUGCCUCCCCGAAUCUGAGCUUGCCAUCCAAGACGACUGAGAAGAUGCCCUCACUUGGCACAUCUACCGCAGAACUCAGUGCAGCUGCUGUCAUCGCUAUUCAGCCCCAGCCUAAGAUCGCUGAAAAGUUGCCCUCGCUCAUUGGAGAGCUCUCUUCAGACAACAUGUUCGUGGUUCAGGCCAAGCGACUCAAGAAUGGAGAUAAGACAUCCUCGCUUGGUACCUCUCCUAGAGUUGGCAAUAUAUUCGAGGCCCACAUCAAGACCGCCAUCGUCAAGCCCACGGUCGUUCUGCCGCUUUCAGAAGUUCCUGUUCUACCGGCGCCGAUCCCCGAUGAAGAACCUGCGCCGAGCACCCUGACUCCUCUGAUUUCCCAGUCACCUCUUGCCGCUGUCUCUGUCAAUUCCUCAGCCAAGACCAACGAAGCUCCCAAGACCGAGAAACUCCAUGAGCCAGUUCCUGGAGCACAGUCAAUCCUGGUGACUUCUCAAGCCCCGAAGGCAGCUGCCGUGGCCGUGAUUGCAACUCCUGUCGUUAUACCUGGUCUGCCCGACAGCGACAUGGACUGGGAGAUAGACGCUCAGCAGAAGUCCCAAAUCGCCGAACCGGAGUUUGACGAGGAGAACGAAAAAAUGGACGAGGAUUCUCCUCUGAAGCUUUUCUCGCAAUCCGACUUUGAAGAUGGCUCUGUUUCGGGCUCUGACUCUGCACCUCCUACGCCCUCACCUGCUCCUCGUCCGAAUGGGCCUCAGCCGCAGCAGGUACUGGACGAACCUAUUUUCGAUGCACCCCAGGUCCGCCCUAACCGCGAGCUUGAGAUGGACGAAGCCACCGUGCCUUCGGUAGACCGUCCCAACGCCCAGUUUCGACCUGCUCCUGAGGCUGAAAUGAUAGACGUCCCCGGCCCCGCAAGCUCUGAGUCCCAGUUAAGAGAAGUCCCAGAGAACAAGGAAAGGGAGUGGUCCUCGCCCCCGGUGUCCCCUUCGGUAACCCAGCUUGGUCCUCCUCCCGACUUCGUUGAGGUCGAAAAGGUCCCCGUCCCCGUCAGCCCUGAGCCGGGUUUGGAAAAGUCGCGGGAGAACGUCGAGGAAGAGAGAUCUUCCUCUUCGGUAUCUCUUCCAGCCCAGGCCACUUCUACUGCAGAGGUUGUGGAGGUCGACAAGGUCACCGUUGCCGCAGCUCCUGAGCCACAGGUGCCAAAGAAGCCCAUAAGAAUCAAGUUCGUCAAGAAGGCCGCGAAUCCGCUGAUGACCCCGGUUCGGCCGAAGAAAAAGACGGCAGCGAUAGGGCCUGAUACUUCUCCCAGACCCGAUGCAGACAGUCCUGACGCCUUGAUUGUCCAGGCCCCUGACAACUGGAAGUCUACCGCAAAGGCGGACACUGGGUCGAAGCUCGUACUGCUACCAGUGAGCUCGCUCAAGUCAGUCUCCCAGCCAAGAACGGACCUUCCACUAGAUAUUGCCGGAUCUCGCAAGCCGAGCCCGCUGUCAAAGACAAUCAUCGAGGCCGAGCCAGACGUUACCGGAAAGCCUGAGGAUAGAUCGCCGUCUCCCAUCGUCACUCGUACGCCUGAGCCCCCUGCGAAAUCUCAAAACGAGACAACGACAACGACGACAACCACCGAGCCAGAGUCUAAAGUACCCGGAGAGCCCAAGGACAGUUCGUCCUCUCCCACAAUCCCUCAGACGCCUGUGCCUGGAACUGGCCUCCUCGCAACGCCUUCGACGAUUCCUGGUCUCUCAUGGCCAGCGCCGCCCUCGCCAAUGCCCUCGGCGACGCCACAGACCCUCGUCCUUCGAGACCUGUCUCCAGAGCCCAAGAAGGUGGAACCCGAGUCAGACGACGACUCAGACAGCGAGGUAGAGUUCCUAGGAAUUGACGAGUACAGCCCGCCGCGCAAGGUCAUGCCACUGCGUCGCCGUCGUUUGGCAUUAGCUCUGGGGCCGGCUCCUACUCCCGAGGCCUCAACCUCCGAGGCUCCUCCCUCCCGAUCGUCAACACCAGAGUCCGAGGUCUCAUCGGAACUCCCUUCAGACUCGGACGACGACCAGGCAAUGUCUGAGGACGAAGAACCUGCCCCUCGGAAAAUCGCCCCGUUGCGUCGGCGUAGAUUGGGAGACGAGGAAACGCAACGCGCUCAGGCACAAGAGCACGAGUUCCGCAAGAAGAAGCUCCAGGAGGAACAAAAAGAGUUGGACGAGAAGGAAGCGAAGUCCCGGCUUCUGCCGCCACUUCCCAUGGUGCCAGCCCCUUUCGUCGUUCGAACUACGCCUUUGAAGUUCAAUCCCUUGCCUGCGCCCAAUUCUUCGUCCGAGCCUAGUCCUGCGUCGAAGCUCAGUCCUGCAUUGCUUGCCGUCGCUCCUUCGCUUGCUGGGCUCGUGGUAGUGAUUGGAUCCCCAGAGGUGGAGGACGAGCUGAAGAAAUCUCUGGAACCGUUAUGGGACCUCAUCGAUUCUGACCAGUUGAAGAUGUACGGACCCAAAAGCCUCACGCAGCUGGCUAUCAGAAGAUGGGGCGAGCUCAUGGAACACAAGCGGUACAACAGGGGACAGAGCAUCUUCCGGAGUAUUUUCGAUGAUCUCAUUGACAAAUGGGCCGAGUUGGUUGUGACGGAAACUUUCGUCGCUCACCUCAUUGUACUUAAUGAUGACGAAUCACAAGCUGAGAUUAUGGACCCAUGGCUUCAGAAGAUCAGAGAAGCCCGGAAGAAAUGA